UAAAUAACCCAACCUACUAAUCAUACGACGCGGAAAAUGCGAUUCUUGAGCUCUGUAUCGCGCAUUUUUGGAGUUGUGAAUAGAAAGUCAUCAUCAACUGCCAUAAAAACGGUCGCACUUAUACCUGGUGAUGGAAUAGGUCCAGAAAUAUCCGCUGCUGUUCAGGAGAUUUUCAAGUUUGCUGAUGUUCCUAUCAAAUGGGAUCCAGUGGAUGUAACACCUCAACCCGCAGAAGAUGGUCGCUUCCGUAUGCCACAGUCUUCGCUAGAUACUAUACGCAAGCAUGGAAUCGGGCUAAAAGGUCCAUUAGCUACUCCGAUUGGAAAGGGUCAUCAAUCUUUAAACUUGGCAUUGAGAAAAGAAUUUAAUCUUUAUGCCAAUGUUCGACCAUGUAAAUCUAUCGAAGGUUAUGAAACUCCUUAUAAAAGCGUUGAUUUGGUUACAGUCAGGGAGAAUACCGAAGGCGAAUAUUCUGGUAUAGAACAUGUGAUUGUAGAUGGUGUUGUUCAAAGUAUUAAAUUAAUCACUGAAGAAGCAAGUCGACGAGUUGCUAAAUUUGCUUUUCAAUAUGCAAAAGAUAAUGGUAGACGUACUGUAACAGCUGUGCAUAAGGCUAAUAUUAUGAGAAUGUCAGAUGGUUUAUUCCUUCGUGUCUGCCUUGAAGAAGCCGCAAACCAUAGGGAUAUUGAAUUUAAUGAAAUGUUUCUAGAUACUGUCUGCUUAAAUCUUGUUCAAGAUCCAACUCGUUUUGAUGUAUUAGUUAUGCCUAAUUUAUAUGGUGAUAUAUUGAGUGAUUUAGCCGCUGGUUUAAUUGGUGGUCUAGGCGUUACACCAAGUGGUAACAUUGGUGAAAGUGGAGCUAUAUUUGAAUCAGUACAUGGUACCGCUCCUGAUAUUGCUGGUCAAGAUCGUGCCAAUCCAACAGCUCUUCUGUUUUCAGCUAUUAUGAUGCUUCGUUAUAUGAAUUUAAAUAAGUACGCUGAUUUAAUUGAAUCUGCUGUAUUGGCCACAAUUCGUGAAGCAAAAUAUCUUACAGCUGAUCUUGGUGGUCGUUCCACUUGUUCUCAAUAUACCAAAGAAAUAUGUCGUAAAAUUGAAGAGAAAGCCUCUAAACGCUGAAGACAAAUUGUAUCGUCUAUAAAUAUAUACAUAUGUAAUUGUUUUUCAUUUCGUCAUUCAAUUCAAAAUGACUGAAAAAAAAUGCAAAACAAAACAAAACAAAACUAUAUUUAGCUAAUAAAUUCUUUGUAUAGAGUAAUAAUAAUUAUUUUUCAGUUUCAACUUUGUUAUCAACUCGUAACACUAAUUAGUAUGAGAUAAUAUUUACUUACCGCUACUACUACUACUACUACCCCGUACAUUUUGUCUUGUCUAUCUUGUGUUUCCUUAAUCUCUUCUACUUUCUUUUUUUUUCUUUGUUGUUGUUGUGAAACAAUUCACACGAUUUCUAUGCUAGCAUAAGUUGUUGUAGCUUCUGUUGUGAAACAUUUCAAACACACACACACCGUGUUUUGUUCUCUUCUCCCUUCUUCUUCUUCGUCUUCUUCUUCACAUUUUGUUUAAAUGAAAUAAAUAUCUCUUUAAUGCAUGGAUUAUCAUUUCCAUGAUACGUUUUUUUUUAUCUCAGUACUGUAAAAUAUAGGAAUGAUUUACAUGCUUAAUCAUAAUUCUUUGAAAAAAAAAUGAAAGAUCUAGGUUUUUGUGAAUGUGUUUUUGCAUGUUUUCAAUUCGAUUAGCUAAUAAAAGCUUUCUAAUCAA
This is a messenger RNA of Schistosoma turkestanicum, 1758 nucleotides long. The record is from the annotation of a GenBank genome assembly. NCBI's taxonomy places the organism in Eukaryota, Metazoa, Platyhelminthes, Trematoda, Strigeidida, Schistosomatidae.